CUUUCAAAUGUUUCAAACAGAGUGGUCACUGCUGAUCAGUCGAAGAGUCGAAUGUCGAAUAAUGUUGAAUCUCGAAGUCUUGAAUAAGUUAGAACGUUGAUUGUGCUGUGCAUGUGUAUGCUUGCUGCUUGCUCUCUAUUAGUUAUUUAUUUAGUCCAUUCAGAUAUGUUUUUGUUUUCCGAAUUUGAAGACAUGAAUGUCUUUAUAAUAGCUGGUGAUGCGUCGCACACCCUUGCAAUGUUAUAUUUAUUAUGGAGUAUCAUAAAGGAGAAGUCAUAUGCUGGUGUAUCUGCCAAGACGCAGCUUCUCUACACUGCAGUAUUUAUUACCAGAUAUCUUGACUUAGUUUCGUAUUUCGUAUCAUAUUACAACACUAUAAUGAAAGUGUUCUUCAUACUUGUCUCAGCAAUCACGUUUUUACUUGCGUUCAAAAUGGAGAGCACAUACGAAAAGAAAUAUGACAGCUUUUGGUCUGAAGUCCUUAUUGCCGGGGCACUGAUUUUUGCAGUGUUCUUUUCUCACAGUUUAGAUGCUGUUGAAAUACUCUGGACAUUCAGUGAGUACUUGGAGGCAGUAGUUAUCAUCCCGCAGAUUUACAUGAUCUUCCACAGUAAAAAAAUCACCAGACACAUGAAGGUGUAUCUAUUUUUGUUGCAAAUAUACAAAACAAUGUACGUUUGCAACUGGAUAAACAGAAACAAUAUGGAGAACCGUGUGGACUUAACAUCUGACAUAUCUGGAUUUGUUGAUAUUAUGAUAUUCUAUGUUGGUGUGGUAAUUUUGCGCUGCAGUAAAAUAACAAUUCACGAAUAUGAGCAAAAGGAUGUGACAAAAUGGAAAAAUAUAUUCCUCAUCAGUAGUGGUUUUGCAUCGCCUAGAGCUACUAAGACAAAUGCUCCUUUGAUUACCGAACAAGUUUACCAGCCUGUAGUCGUAUAGGAUGUUAAAAAAUAUUAAAGUGACUUAAGUUUAUUGUUAUCUUAUCUUCUUCUUAGGGUACCAUGGAAGGUCAGAGACUACAAUGCUUAGAUUUUUAUUGAUAAUCUGACUGAUGUAUUCUUUAGUUUAUGAAAAUUUUUAACCUUUCUUAUGUAAUAUAAAUAAAAAUUGUAGAAUUAAUAUAA
This is a messenger RNA of Diabrotica virgifera virgifera (western corn rootworm), 1124 nucleotides long. Its product is annotated as ER lumen protein-retaining receptor. Gene Ontology annotation, molecular function: ER lumen protein retrieval receptor activity. Bases 112 to 939 code for a protein of 275 amino acids. The transcript is spliced from 3 exons. NCBI's taxonomy places the organism in Eukaryota, Metazoa, Arthropoda, Insecta, Coleoptera, Chrysomelidae. The record is from RefSeq and is a predicted model, not a curated record. Gene Ontology annotation, biological process: endoplasmic reticulum to Golgi vesicle-mediated transport; protein retention in ER lumen. Gene Ontology annotation, cellular component: membrane; cis-Golgi network; endoplasmic reticulum.